Messenger RNA from Zeugodacus cucurbitae (melon fly), 1638 nucleotides. RefSeq names its product MOB kinase activator-like 1 (gene mats). Gene Ontology annotation, biological process: positive regulation of protein phosphorylation; hippo signaling. The transcript is spliced from 3 exons. Gene Ontology annotation, cellular component: cytoplasm; nucleus. Lineage: Eukaryota; Metazoa; Arthropoda; Insecta; Diptera; Tephritidae. Bases 562 to 1221 code for a protein of 219 amino acids. The record is from RefSeq and is a predicted model, not a curated record. Gene Ontology annotation, molecular function: protein kinase activator activity.
UGGCAACCACAAUUUUGAGUGAAUAGUGAGGUGUAUUUUGUCUUCGUGUUACAAAUAUUUUGCAAAUAAAGCAUCUACAAUUCGUUAAUAUACCAAGAUUUAAAUGAAUUUAAGUUGUUACAAGUUAUAUAUAGAAAUUGGAAUAAGUUUUGAGUAUAAAAGCUUUAUAACAUUCGCUGAAUAAACAUUGAGGGCGAGAUCAGCUGCGAUAGAACAACAGAGCCCAUUAGCAGACGUAAUAUAUAUAUAUAUGUAUAUAUACAUAUAUGAGAAUCAGAUUUAGUAAAUCAUACAAAUAUACAUAAGUGUAAGUUGUUACGGUCGGUUCCCAAUAUCCUCGAUCAAGUAACAACUACACCUUAAGUGUAUUAACCAGAAGCCACCUCAGUGUUUUCUUAAACUCGUCAAAUUGCUAAAAGUAAUCAAAAAAUAUUUGAAAUAAAGAUAAAGUAAGGAAAAUACAGCUUAUAUAUUUCAAAACAAACAUCGAUCUCAAAACCCGACGUAACUGUAUUUGAAUUCAAUAUUUCUAACGUACGCUUAAAAUAAAAGGUUGAAGACAUGGAAUUUCUGUUUGGAUCACGUUCAAGUAAAACUUUUAAGCCGAAAAAGAAUAUACCAGAAGGAACUCACCAAUAUGAUUUGAUGAAACAUGCGGCUGCAACUUUGGGUUCUGGUAAUUUACGUAAUGCCGUCGCAUUGCCGGAUGGAGAAGACCUCAAUGAAUGGGUAGCUGUUAAUACUGUCGAUUUCUUCAAUCAAAUAAAUAUGUUGUAUGGCACCAUUACUGAAUUUUGCACCGAAGAGAGUUGCGUUAUUAUGUCGGCAGGACCGAAAUAUGAAUAUCAUUGGGCGGAUGGACUAACUGUCAAAAAACCUAUUAAAUGCAGUGCACCCAAGUAUAUAGAUUAUCUUAUGACGUGGGUGCAAGACCAACUAGAUGAUGAGACACUGUUCCCAUCUAAAAUAGGCAUACCGUUUCCAAAGAAUUUUCUCAGCAUAGCGAAAACUAUUCUAAAACGUCUAUUUCGUGUUUACGCACAUAUAUAUCAUCAGCAUUUCUCAGAGGUUGUUACUCUGGGUGAAGAGGCACAUUUGAAUACAUCCUUUAAGCACUUCAUAUUUUUCGUUCAAGAGUUUAACUUAAUUGAUCGGCGCGAACUGGCUCCACUGCAGGAACUUAUUGACAAGUUAACAGCGAAAGAUGAGCGGCAAAUAUAGGAUUCAUUGCAAGUCGGGAUGCAAUUAGAGUUUUGAGUGUGAACGGUCUCAUUAAGGAACGGAUUAUUGACCGAUAAUCAAACACUAAAGAAAAUACAUUUGUUUUGCAGUACGAAAUGCCGUAAAAAUAUAAAGAUACAUGGCGUUUUUAUAUUUAAUUUUUAAUAACCUCAAAACUAUAAGUAUCCAUCGAACGAUUUAAAAUUAAACGAUAUCAAGAGUGAAAUUUAUUUUUUUAUAAUUAGAAUGAUGUAAGUGUAAGUUUGUAACAAGUGCUGAAUACUUACAUUAUUGCUACUACUAGAAUUCGAAGAUAGAAAUUUUAAUUUAUUCUUUAAAUAUAAAUAUUUAUAAUGUAACAACUAUUUUUAGUGGCUUAACAGCGAUAAAUGCAAUAAACUUAUAUUUUAUUUAUAA